Molecule: messenger RNA, 3295 nt
Organism: Manis pentadactyla (Chinese pangolin)
Lineage: Eukaryota; Metazoa; Chordata; Mammalia; Pholidota; Manidae
Gene: PRKAR2B
Product: protein kinase cAMP-dependent type II regulatory subunit beta
Exons: 11
Coding region: 242-1507 (421 amino acids)
Biological process (GO): regulation of protein phosphorylation
Cellular component (GO): cAMP-dependent protein kinase complex
Molecular function (GO): cAMP-dependent protein kinase regulator activity
Source: RefSeq, a predicted model, not a curated record
GAGCGGGAGGAGCCGGAGAUGCUGCCAGUCCUCCUGGGGCCGCGCUCGCUCAGCCGCCGCCGCCGCACGGAGCAGCCGGGAGCAGGGAGCCGCGGGCCGGGCCAGCCGGGCGGCUGGGGUCGAGUGCGCCGCGCUCGCAACCGGUAGCGCCGUCCGCGCUCGCUGGACUGCCGCGGGGCCCGAGGCCGUUCCGCGGAGGGGGCGAGGGCGGCGCCCAGGCGCCCGCCGCCCCGGAGGCAGGAUGAGCAUCGAGAUCCCGGCGGGACUGACGGAGCUGCUGCAGGGCUUCACGGUGGAGGUGCUGAGGCACCAGCCGGCGGACCUGCUGGAGUUCGCGCUGCAGCACUUCACGCGCCUUCAGCAGGAGAACGAGCGCAAAGGCGCCGCGCGCUUCGACCAUGAGGGCAGGACUUGGGGGGACGCGGGCGCCGCCGCCGGUGGUGGCACCCCCAGCAAGGGGGUCAACUUCGCCGAGGAGCCCCUGCACACGGACUCCGAAAACGGGGAGGAGGAGGAGGAGGAGGAGGCGGCGGUCGCGGACGCGGGGGCGUUCAACGCUCCAGUAAUAAACCGAUUCACAAGGCGUGCAUCAGUAUGUGCAGAAGCUUAUAACCCUGAUGAAGAAGAAGAUGAUGCAGAGUCCAGGAUUAUACAUCCAAAAACUGAUGAUCAAAGAAAUCGAUUGCAAGAGGCUUGCAAAGACAUCUUGCUGUUUAAGAACCUUGAUCCGGAGCAGAUGUCUCAAGUAUUAGAUGCCAUGUUUGAAAAACUGGUCAAAGAAGGGGAACAUGUGAUUGAUCAAGGUGAUGAUGGUGAUAACUUUUAUGUGAUCGAUAGAGGAACAUUUGAUAUUUAUGUAAAAUGUGAUGGUGUUGGAAGAUGUGUUGGUAACUAUGAUAACCGUGGCAGUUUCGGUGAGCUGGCCUUAAUGUACAACACACCCAGAGCAGCUACCAUCACGGCGACCUCUCCCGGUGCUCUGUGGGGGUUGGACAGGGUAACCUUCAGGAGAAUAAUUGUAAAAAAUAAUGCCAAAAAGAGAAAAAUGUAUGAAAGCUUUAUUGAAUCUCUACCAUUCCUUAAAUCUUUGGAAGUUUCUGAACGCCUAAAAGUGGUAGAUGUGAUAGGCACCAAAGUAUACAACGACGGAGAACAAAUCAUUGCUCAGGGAGAUUUGGCUGAUUCUUUUUUCAUUGUAGAAUCUGGAGAAGUGAAAAUUACUAUGAAAAGGAAGGGUAAAUCAGAAGUGGAAGAGAACGGCGCGGUGGAGAUUGCUCGGUGUUCUCGGGGACAGUACUUUGGAGAACUGGCUUUGGUGACUAACAAGCCUCGAGCAGCUUCUGCACACGCCAUUGGGAUGGUCAAAUGCUUAGCCAUGGAUGUGCAAGCAUUUGAAAGGCUUUUGGGACCUUGCAUGGAAAUUAUGAAAAGGAACAUCGCCACCUAUGAAGAACAGUUAGUUGCCCUGUUUGGAACAAACAUGGAUAUUGUUGAAUCCAGUGCAUGAAGCAAAUGUAUGGAGCAAGAAGACCUGUAGUGACAAAAUUACACAGUAGUGGUUAGUCCACUGAGAGUGUGUUUGUGUAGAUGCCAAGCAUUUUCUGUGAUUUCAGGUUUUUUCCUUUUUUUACAUUUACAGUGUACCAGUAAACAGAGUAGUGAUUUAAUAGUCAAUAGGCUUUAACAUCACUUUCUAAAGAAUAGAUCAAAGAAAUAUCAACAUACUGAUUAAAUGACUUUAUACUCCACAAAAUUGUGAUUUGACUGAAAGGUUUAUUCAAAUGAUUGUAAUAUAUUGAAAGUAUGUGUUGAAGAAGAUAAUUAAAGGAUGUCACCAUAGGCGAUGUGCUCAUUCUGACUUCCUCGGAUUGAUGUGUGUCAGUGACUAUGCCCAUGUUAAGAGAGGACUGGCAGGGAACCAUUCCCUACAGUAUGCAUCACGUUCUUUUUACAAUGCAUUAUAUAUAGUAAGUACAAUUUUAGUUAUUUUUGUUUUAAAGUUUUUCUGGCUUGAUAAGUUAUGUGCUGGCCUUUAGCCUAUUGGUGAAAUGGUAUAAAACAUCAUAUGCAAUUUUAAAACCUUUUAUAUUUUUGCAAUAAAGUACAUUGACUUCUUUGACAUAAUGUCAGUAACAUAUAUUCCAGUGGUUUUAAAGGACAGGUAAUUUAGUCAUUAUGAUAAUAGGGAAGAGCCUUUUUACGUGACAUGCUUCAUUUCCUCAUAAAGCAUAUACCCCUGCUGCCUUUCAUUUUUCAGUUCUCUGUACUAUCUUUAAAAAUUUGAGCGACAUUUCAUUAUCACAAAUAGUUGUUUUAAAAUACUAUUUAAACUUGUCUUCUAAAGCCUAAGAUCUUAUAUAUAACUAAAAAAAAUCUCUCCUAUACUAAAAAUAUUUUGGGGUCCUUACCAACAUGCCCACAAGGUAUUUCUUUGUUCUUCACUAGGUGUGUACAUAAUACGAUUUUUCAUAGACAUCUGUUCCCGUGUUUCCUCCAAGGAGGCAGGUAUAGAUUUUUAUAAGCAAAACCAUAUAUAAAGACAAAAAGAAUUUCUGCCCAUUCCAAAUAAAACAUCAGGCCUUGCCGUUUGCUUUAAUGUAGACUCAAAAGUGUGGAAUGAAUUCAGUAUUUUGAUAAUUGACAUGCUUACUAUUCUCUGGAAGAUGCAUUUAUAUCCAACCAAAGCAAUAUAUUCUUUGAUGUCUAGGCGCACAGGACCCCAGUGUCUAGACAGAUUAAUUCUAACCCCAGUUGUUCACUUUUAAAUGAGUAGUUUCAUUUUGGGAAACAUGUUUCAAAGAAAUACAUACAUGGGUAAAAAUAUUCUGUGCCUAGUGUGGUCUUAAUUAGAGAAUGUUUAUGGUCUUACUUGUAUAAUGAAAAUGUGGUUAAAAUAUAUCUCCAAUUACGUAUAUAUGAGAAGUACGUGAAGUGUGACUUCAGCCACAUUUUAGAACACUGUUCAAAAAUUCUGCAAACUUUCCUGUAGGAAGGGAGCUUACUAUAUGAAGGUGACUUGUUUUCUAUUUCAGAUUUUAUUUUAAAAGCCACAUCUGUUAAACAAGAAAAAACACAACCCCGAAUUCCUACUUCAUCAUUCUGUAUUCAUAACUUUAUUCACUUUUCCAAGUUACCUAUCUUGUUGCAUAAGCUGAUUGUUAACUAUUCAUGGAACAGCAAAUGCCUGUUUAAUAAAAGAACUCUGACCAAGGCUGUAAAUGCCAGUUACAUUAUUUUCAGUAUCAUUGGUUAUAUUUAAAUUUUCCUUAUAAUAAAACACACUUUUAUAAUAAAA